CACCUGUUCUUAGAGUAGGUGUCUCUGAUGGCUGGCCAGGUCUUGGAGAUUCUGGAGGAGCUGACAAAAGAAGAAUUUUUAAAGUUGAAGUUGUAUCUGAAUGAAGAGGUGCUGGAAGGAUGUAGACCCAUCCCACAGGGUCAACUGGAGGACAAAUGUGUGACGGGUGUCGUCACCUUGAUGAAGAGUUCCUAUGGUAACAAGAUGGUGCAGGUCACACUGGAGAUCUUAAAGAAAAUUUCGAGAAAUGACCUCGUUGAGAGACUGGAAAGUGGUGCUGAAGUCAGAAGGCAGACUGUGAGGAAACGAUCAGGGGAGGAUCUGAGCUCUGCAGCUGCAGCCGGUGAUUACAGCCCUGAGAGGAAGCGCGAGAGGAGCUUGAAUGCAGAGCCUGUGUCUGAGACCCAGCAGGGAGGGGCACAGUCCAUGACUGAUGCUUCAGCCCUGACCUCCAAUCACCAGGACACAAAAAAAUGUGCUCCAAGAGUUCAGGAGAAGCUGAAGUCUCGUCUGAAGAAGAAGUUUGAGUGCAUAUAUGAAGGGGUUGCCAAGCCAGGAAAACGCACCCUUAAGAGUAUUUACACAGAGCUCUACAUCACAGAGGGGGACUGUGAACGGGUCAAUAAUGAACAUGAGGUGUGGCAGAUUGAAACAGCAACCAGGUCACAGUCUACACAAGACACUGCAAUUAACUGCAACAACAUCUUUAGACCCUUAGCUGGACAAGACAUACCCAUCAGAACCGUGGUGACCAAGGGCAUCGCUGGUAUUGGAAAAACGGUCUCUGUGCAGAAGUUCAUUCUUGACUGGGCAGAAGGAAAAGCUAAUGAGGAUAUUGAGUUCAUGUUUGUCCUUCCUUUUCGGGAGCUGAACUUACUUAAUGAUGAGCAGCACAGUCUCCUUGAGCUUCUGCAGGUAUUUCACCCUGAAAUGAAAGGGUUUGAAAACAUUGAGUCUGAAGAUUACAAGGUUUUGUUCAUUUUUGAUGGUCUGGAUGAAAGUUGUCAUGUCAAUAUCUGGAGCCGGAAGAUACUGUCUGAUGUAAGAAAAAAAUCCUCGGUGGAUGUGCUACUGACCAACCUCAUUAAGGGGAAUCUACUUCCCUCUGCUCUCCUCUGGAUCACCUCCCGACCAGCAGCAGCCAAUCAGAUCCCUCCAGAAUUCAUUGACAGGGUGACAGAGGUCAGAGGGUUCAAUGAUGAACAGAAAGAAGAGUAUUUCAGGAAAAGAUUCACAGAUCAGAAUCAGGCUGGCAGAAUUAUCUCUCACAUAAAGAAAUCCAGGAGUCUACACAUCAUGUGCCAUAUACCAGCCUUCUGCUGGAUGUCUGCCACUGUUCUGGAGCAACUUUUGGGUGGAACGGGCAGGAGUAGAAUCCCCAAAACUCUGACUGGAAUGUACACACACUUCCUGCUCAUUCAGGCCAAAAUCAAGCAUCACAAAUAUCAGGAGAGCCAUGAGACAGACCCACUGAAACUUCUGGAGUCAGUUAAAGAAAUCUUUCUCAAACUGGGGCAGCUGGCUUUUCAAUGCAUGGAAAAGUCCAAUCCAAUAUUUUAUGAAGAGGACCUGAGAGGAUGUGGCAUUGAUGUCAAAGAAGCUUCAGUCUACUCUGGGGUGUGCACAGAGAUCUUUAAAGAGGAGUCUGUGCUGCAUCAGAAGAAAGUCUACUGCUUUGUGCAUCUGAGCCUCCAGGAGUACAUGGCUGCUUUGUAUGUGAUUCAUUCCUUCAUCAGCAAGAACUGCAAGGCAUUGAAGCCUUUUUUUGGUCAAAAGACUUUUGCCACUCUCCAUGAUUUGCACAAGAACGCUAUUAAGAAGGCUUUGGAGAGUAAGAAUGGACACCUGGACCUCUUCCUCCGAUUCCUUCUGGGCCUCUCACUGGACUCCAAUCAGCGCCUUCUCCCAGGUCUACUGCCACAGACUGGAAGCAACUCCGAGAGCAUCCAGAAAACAGUUCAGCACAUCAAGGACUUUAAAGAGGAAGAUCCCUCUCCAGAAAGAUGCAUCAAUCUGUUACACUGUCUGUCUGAACUCAAUGAUUAUUCACUUGUGAUUGAAACCAACAAGUUAUUACUUUCUGGUCAAAAGUUCUUACCUGUGCAUUGCUCCAUCCUGGCCUAUGGACUCCUCAAAUCAGAAAAGGCAUGGGAUACAUUUAACCUGAGACAGUACAACACCUCAGAAGAGGGGCGAAGGCGACUGGUCCCAGCUGUGAGGUGCUUCCAGAAGGCUGUGCUCAGGGAGUGUAACCUCACAGAGGGCUGCUGUGAUGUUCUGGCCUCAGUCCUGCGUUCUCCUCACUCAGAGCUGAGAGAUCUGGAGCUCAGAGACAACGAGCUGCAGGACUCAGGAGUGAGAGCGCUCUCUGCUGGACUGGAGGACCCACACUGUAAACUGCAGAGACUGGGGCUGUCAGGCUGUGGAGUCACACAGAGAGGCUGUGAUUCUCUGGCUUCAGCACUGUGUUCAAAUCCCUCACACCUGAGAGAGAUGGACCUGAGCUACAAUCACCCUGGGGACUUGGGAGUACGAGCGCUCUCUGCUAGACUGGAAGACCCCAGGUGUAGACUGGAGACACUGCUUGUAGACCAUGGAGGAGAGAUCAGGCUGAAACCAGGACUGAGGAAAUGUAAGUCUCUCUGCCCUGAAUCCUGUGAAAUGGAGACAGCACAUGCACUGAGUAGCACCACCUUCACCCAGCCCCUCUACCCUGGCUUUAAACUGAAUAAGGGCAACUCGCUGUCCCUGUGCAUGCUGGGAUAG
Messenger RNA from Conger conger (European conger), 2766 nucleotides. RefSeq names its product protein NLRC3-like. Lineage: Eukaryota; Metazoa; Chordata; Actinopteri; Anguilliformes; Congridae. Gene Ontology annotation, molecular function: protein binding; RNA binding. Bases 28 to 2766 code for a protein of 912 amino acids. The transcript is spliced from 9 exons. The record is from RefSeq and is a predicted model, not a curated record.